Panicum virgatum (switchgrass) is the source of this 3205-nucleotide messenger RNA. RefSeq lists its product as uncharacterized. The transcript is spliced from 3 exons. Gene Ontology annotation, molecular function: protein binding. Bases 1848 to 2942 code for a protein of 364 amino acids. The record is from RefSeq and is a predicted model, not a curated record. Gene Ontology annotation, biological process: regulation of flower development. Gene Ontology annotation, cellular component: nucleus. Lineage: Eukaryota; Viridiplantae; Streptophyta; Magnoliopsida; Poales; Poaceae.
CAACUAGGAAAUUCAACUGUUGUCAUUUUAACCUUUGGGGAUCUUUAAUAUUAUGGUGCCAGAGAACAUUACAUGCAAACUUAGUCUUUUAGUUGUAGUGUAGUGAAGGGGCAGUUGAUUAAAUCAAACUUCGUUUUGUUUCUUCUGGAGCAAACCUAAACCUUCUUUUUUUUUAAUUAGAACUGCUGGUGUGCACAAUAAUUUGGCAGCCAGUGUUUUCAUGGAAGAUGGAAGGAGGCUGCCAAUAUCUUACAUCAGAUGGACUUGAUCAGGUAUGUUUCAUAUCAGUGCCUUUAGGAAGAAACAAAUGUAAUGAUAUCUUCUUUUUAAUUUAUGAAGAUUUUAGUACUCUCUAUGAGACGACGUAUGAACUGUCAGUUAUCAGAUAUGAGCACUCCUGUUCCAUCCACAGAAUACCUACUGUUAUCGGUUCCAUGAUAGUUUGUUUUAUGAGGAAUGGUUUUGUUCAUUCCUGAGUUUAUCAGACAUUCAGACCAUAGUAAAGAAUGGUAAAAAAAGGGUCCCAAGCCAAAGGAAAUUGAGCAAAUGUGUGUGCUUCAACUUCUGAGUUUCAGAUUGUGGCAUAAUAUCUUUUUCCAGCCUGUCCUGCCCAUUUUUGUGCCCAUCUCUUUCUCAAACCUCUUCCUGUUCCUUUCUCUGUUCUGUGUUCAGAGCAACAUCAUUUUUAUGCACUUCUCUCUUAUCAAUCCAACUGGGACAGUUAUUCCGUCCUUUUUUUCUGAUUUUCUUGCUAGCCAUUUUUUUCUCAAAUAUGCAAGAGAACUUCAUAUCAUUUCAGUAUAGAAUUAUAUAAGAAGAAAAAAGUUAGAAAAAGAAAAGUACCCAGUUAAAAACACCAGGUGCACACAUCUGACGUUUGCUAGCUAAAUGUUGCAAGUGGAUCCUCUUGACGAUAUAGAUGUGAAUUACACAUUUACUUUACUACCUCAUCUCUAAUUACUGUUCUUGUCCUUGGUAAAUGGCUUCAUUGACAAGAACAAAAGCAAAUUCCAUACUGCAGUUGGAAAGAUAGGUUGCAUGUGCAGCAUAAGUCUCAAAAGCUAGUCACAUAUGUUUAGUAAGAGAAUGAGCUUCUUAUUCAUCUCUUACGGAGAAUUCAGUUUUUUAUAUAACAAUGUUUGAUGUUCAUAUAUGCGCUGGGUAAGGAUUGUUUGAUGUCUCCAAUAUCCACACUUGCAAAUGGUUCAUAUAUGUAUAAACAUGUCAGUAAGAUGUAUUUUUUUACACUUUUUUCAUUUCUUAUACAGAAAUGUCACUGGAAUCAGCUUCUUGUGUUUAUUAAUGCAUAUAUGGCUGGAGCAUAUUCCUAACUGCAAGUGACACCUAUUCAUUCUUCAAAAGGUGUUGGAUUCGGCAUAAACUUUUAGUCUUUCAUCAAAAGCAGAUAUAUUUUGAACUUGUGCUUCCUGGAAAGAAAUCUCAUUUCCUAUGUCUUGCUAGAUAGAAAGAGGGGCAAUUUUUUUUUAUCAGCUAUUUGCUAUGCCAGAAAUUUAUACUCUCUUCAUCCCAAAUUAUUAGUCGUUUUGGCUUUUCUAGAUGCAUAGCUUUUGCUAUACAUCUACAUAUAUGUUUAUGUCUAGGUGCGUAGCAAAGACAAUGAAUUUAGAAAAGCCAAAGCGACUAAUAAUUUGGGACGGAGGGAGUAUAUAUGAAUAUGAAUAUUUUCAUAAGACAAUCUCGUCGUCAAAUAGGCAUGAAAGAGUUUUACAUUGAUUAAUCGAGACAUUUAAAUUGUUCAGUAUGCAUCAGAUGAUAUCUUUGACUUGUUGGUUGUCAGCUGUGGUUAGCAUGCUGAGCUGGCAUAUUAGUAAUUUUCUGCCUUGUUAAUGGAGUGGGCCUACAGACCUUUGGUUUCUGUGGAACUAUGCAUCAAAUCUUCUCUUUUUAUACCAACCCCCUCCUUCACUCGCACUGACUUGCCAACACAUCAAAGGGAUUCACACCCAAAAGCCAUGUUCCACCCUUCGUCUUCGUUGGCACCCUACAGUGACCUCUCCAUGCACCAUGCAGUGAGCCUCUCUUCUGCUGUGCCCACAGCUCCAACCGAAAUUCCUCGUGGGGGUUUCUUCCACGACAAUGGUGGCCUGUUAGCACUUCCCAAUGUUGCAGCAUCGGCGCCACCUCCCUACCCCUCUUCCCUGCCUUCCUAUUACUUCCACAAAAACACCAGCUCAUAUCUCCUCCCUCUUCACCUCCAGUUGUCUGAACAACUUAACAGUAAUGCCACCUUGUCUUGCUCGUCUCCUUCAGCAAGCCAGUUGCCUCUUCCACAUGUUCCUUCUUCCCCUUCCUCAUCCUCUGGCGACUUCUUGGAAUUCAGCACCGGAGCCCUGCGGCGCGUCUUCAGUACCGGUGACCUCCAGGUGAUGAAUGUCUCGCCGUCUCCACCGCCACCGCCACUUUCACGUGACACACACGGCCAGGAUGCAGGGGGGCCUUUCACUCAGAAGGUCGGGAGAUACAGUGCUGAAGAACGCAAGGAGAAGAUUGAGCGCUACCGUACCAAGCGUAACCAGAGGAACUUCCACAAAAAGAUCACUUAUGCCUGCAGGAAGACACUGGCGGAUAGCAGGCCUAGGGUGCAGGGCCGCUUCGCGAGGAACACCGAGACGGAGGCUGAGGCUGUUGCAGCAGGCCACGAGAGGGAGGCCUUCGACAACAGCUACGAGCACUGCCAUUACAGCGACCUCACCACCAAAGGUAGCAGCUGUUUCGACAGCAUGUGCAGGGAAAGUGGCAAGACCACAACAUUUGACGACGGCAAGUGGUGGUGGGAAACGCCGGUAGCCUCUGCAGCAGCAGCCAAUGGGCAUCAUGGGCACCAUCACUACCACCAUCAGCAGCAGCUUCUUGAUUUUGACGUCGAUGUAGACGAAGAGGAUCUGUGGGCCAGCCUAGCUGACAUGUACUCCGGGACCUGACCUGGGGCCAUGCAGCGGGUGUCCUGAUUGGUGCUGUCUGGUGCGAGGAAGGCAGGGGGCAGCGAGCGGCGACUGUCGUUGCCGGGGCAGUAGUGCAGCGGUCAGUGGUGCUGCUGACGUUCUUGUGCCGUAGUGCAUCGUAGCCUUUAGGAGUAGUAAAAAAACAACAAGACAGGGAGAUGGAAAACCACCUCUCGUGUCAGAACAGCUUGUUCCCUGUGUGUUCCCGAGUUACCCUAUUUUGCAAUGCAAUCUUCCAUAAA